Dendrobium catenatum is the source of this 608-nucleotide messenger RNA. RefSeq names its product protein NRT1/ PTR FAMILY 6.4-like. Gene Ontology annotation, biological process: response to nitrate; transmembrane transport. NCBI's taxonomy places the organism in Eukaryota, Viridiplantae, Streptophyta, Magnoliopsida, Asparagales, Orchidaceae. Gene Ontology annotation, cellular component: membrane. The record is from RefSeq and is a predicted model, not a curated record. The coding region runs from base 48 to 581 and encodes 177 amino acids. The transcript has a single exon. Gene Ontology annotation, molecular function: nitrate transmembrane transporter activity.
AACUAUAUUAUGGCUCUGUUAUUCUACAGGGAACCAGCUUGCUGACAAUGGCAACCUCUCUGAGCAGCAUGCAGCCACCGGCAUGUGACGAUUUCCGGCUUAAAGAACACGAAUGCGUAUCGGCGAGCGGCGGACAGCUAUCAAUGCUGUUCGCAGCGCUGUACAUAAUCGCGGCCGGCGCGGGCGGUAUAAAGGCAAACGUGUCGGGUUUCGGGUCAGAUCAGUUCGAUAACAGUGACCCGAAGGAGGAAAGGGCGAUGGUUUUCUUCUUCAAUAGGUUCUACUUCUGCAUCAGUCUGGGUUCGUUGUUUGCUGUGACGGUGUUGGUUUAUUUACAAGACAAUGUUGGGAGGGGAUGGGGGUAUGGGAUAUCGGCGGCGACGAUGGUGGCGGCGAUGGUGAUUUUGCUCGCCGGAACGACGAGGUAUAGAUUCCGGCGGCCGCAGGGGAGCCCGCUGACGGUGUUGUUGCGGGUUAUGUGGAGGGCGAGGAGGAAGAGGGGAUUGGCUUAUCCAGAGCAUGUGCAGGAGCUUCAUGGUUAUGAGGCAGCCACCGCCCCACAUACUGACCGGCUCAGGUAGACCAUAAUUCCUGAAUUUUUUUUUUUU